This is a messenger RNA of Neolamprologus brichardi, 1887 nucleotides long. It is a transcript of the gene tpk1, whose product is annotated as thiamin pyrophosphokinase 1. Gene Ontology annotation, biological process: thiamine diphosphate biosynthetic process; thiamine metabolic process. Gene Ontology annotation, molecular function: thiamine binding; ATP binding; thiamine diphosphokinase activity. The record is from RefSeq and is a predicted model, not a curated record. Lineage: Eukaryota; Metazoa; Chordata; Actinopteri; Cichliformes; Cichlidae.
CUGUGUACUCCAUCAAUGGCGGAAGCGGCUUAAGUCUUUUGCUCUGCUUCGGUUGCUAAAGCUGGAAGCAAAGAAUAAAAGUAGAAAACAGACGGACAAAAGGAAGAAUAGAAGCAACAUAUGCCCUGUUCUCCUCAAGUCCAAGUGAGUCGACUGAUUGAAGACAGGCUGCUGUGGAUCCUAGCCAUGGAUGAAAAGAUGACACCUUUGGACUGCCUGCUGCCCUCAGGCAAACAGAGGAUCUGUCUGAUCAUACUGAACCAGCCGCUGGAUAAGGACCACCUACAUAUCCUCUGGAGUAAAGCUCUCUUGAGGGCAUGUGCUGAUGGAGCUGCUAAUCACCUUCAUAACAUCACAGCUGGGGACCGCGACAGCUUUCUCCCCGACUAUAUCAGUGGGGAUUUUGAUUCCAUUACAGCAGAGGUCAAAGCUUUCUAUGCAGACAAGGGGUGCAAGCUGAUAGAAACAGCUGACCAGGAUCUUACGGACUACACCAAAUGUCUCACAAUCAUGCUGGAGGAGAUUCAGAAGCGACAACUACAGGUGGAUACAAUAGUGACACUGGGUGGUCUGGCAGGCAGAUUUGACCAGGCCAUGGCAUCUGUGGAAACCCUCUACCACGCUCUGUCAAUGACACAACUCCCACUGUUGAUCAUACAGGGAAAAAGCUUGGCAUAUCUACUCAGACCUGGCAGCCACAGACUGGAGGUGAAUACAGGUCUGGAGGGAGACUGGUGCAGCCUGAUUCCAGUAGGUGGACCCUGCCAGACACUCACCACUGGGCUCAAAUGGAACCUGAAUAAUGAGGUCCUGCAGUUUGGCAAGCUAGUAAGCACCUCCAACACUUAUGAGCCCACUGACCCCGGAAAGCCCAGGAAGGCCGUAACCGUGACCACAGACCAGCCUCUUCUUUGGAGCAUGGGCAUCGGUAAAAACGGGGAAUGACAAAGAAGAGAAAUCCUUCUUAAUGGAAGUGAAAAAUGUGGAAUUGUGACCUAGUUUCUCCAGAUCACCUACGGGAAAAAAAAUCUCAGGUUUUACACUUACAUUUGAACAGGCUUUUUAAUUUUUGUUCGCUCAGAUAUAAAUGAAAAAUCUAAUGCUGAAAAGCUAAUUUCUUUGCUGUAACCAUGGUGACCACUGUCUUUUGAAUAACAUACUCAAACCACAAUAGUCAUGAAUGCCAAAUUAUUACUACUCUGAUGGUAACGUGAAGUGGCACUAUACAGUUAAACUCUAUUCCUACCUUGAGCUUCUACACUGUAGUGUUAAAUUCAAAAUGAACAAUUGUUUUAAUAUCUGCACAUUAUUGCCUACGUGUGUCCAGAUAUCCACUAUGCAUAGCAGCAUCCUGCAUGUGCCUUUGAGGUCAAGACGAUGGGCCUGCCUUCUGUGGCUGUUAGCAAUCUCUAUUGAUUAAAUCGAAUUGAGAACGCCUAAUUAAAAGUGCCUUUUGAUGGCAGAUUUACAGAAGGUAAAAACCAAGCUACUGUAAAAAGGUGCUGUGUUGAUAGAGUAGACGGGACAUAUCAGAUUUCCAAUUAUUUUUAUUUACACAGUGACAUAUAAAUGUUGAGCACAGAAUGUAAAAAUGCCAUCCCGACAAUCCCCCCCCCCCCAAAUCACACCAGCUGUUAACACUGCACCGCCAUCUCCUGUCCCCACGUGAUGAAGUCUGAUUGAUCAGGACCUAACCACCACUAGAAGGAAAAACACAGAAGGGGAUGUUAAGUUGGACAACACAAAUGCACCUUUUUUUCACAUAUUCUCACUUUUUAUAACAGCCUAAGCAGUAUAAUUAUGCGGUCUUCUACUGUACACAAACAAUUGCCAACGGUACCGGUGUGACUUUUUAAAUCCUGUGUUUUGUGUAAUAAAAAUGAUUAA